AUGGUAAAAUCAAGGUUCGCAAGUGGUGCUGGUGCUGAAGAGUAUGAACUGCUGUUGGAUGAUCAGAUUGAUUUCGUCCAGGCACUCCGACUGGAUGGAACUAAAGAAAAGGACCGGAAAGCACCGGUAUCUGAGGCGGAAAGGAAGAAGAUGGACAUUGAGGAAACGAAGAAAUCACUUCCAGUUUUUCCAUUCAAGGAGGAUCUCAUAGCCGCUAUAAAAGAACACCAGAUUCUUAUUAUCGAAGGAAAAACGGGUUCGGGAAAAACGACACAGGUUCCACAGUAUCUCUAUGAAGCUGGGUUUACAAAGGACGGCAAGAAGAUUGGAUGUACUCAGCCUCGUCGCGUGGCAGCGAUGUCCGUGGCGGCACGUGUUGCACAGGAAAUGGGCGUCAAGUUGGGCAACGAAGUUGGUUAUAGUAUUCGUUUCGAGGAUUGCACAUCCGAGCGGACUGUCAUUAAAUACAUGACAGAUGGUACGUUGCACAGGGAGUUUCUUUCGGAACCGGACCUAGCUUCGUAUAGUGUGAUGAUUAUCGAUGAAGCUCACGAGCGUACGUUGCACACGGACAUUCUGUUUGGAUUGGUGAAGGACAUUGCGCGGUUUCGGUUGGAUUUGAAACUACUGAUUUCCAGUGCCACGUUGGAUGCGGAAAAGUUUUCGGAUUUCUUCGAUGAUGCGAACAUAUUCCGUAUUCCUGGCCGUCGUUUUCCGGUUGAUGUCUUCUACACCAAAGCACCGGAAGCAGAUUAUAUCGAUGCAUGUGUGGUGUCGGUUCUACACAGCAAAAAAAGUUGUUGA
Molecule: messenger RNA, 804 nt
Organism: Ochlerotatus camptorhynchus
Lineage: Eukaryota; Metazoa; Arthropoda; Insecta; Diptera; Culicidae
Product: probable pre-mRNA-splicing factor ATP-dependent RNA helicase mog-4
Exons: 3
Coding region: 1-804 (267 amino acids)
Cellular component (GO): intracellular anatomical structure; catalytic step 2 spliceosome
Molecular function (GO): ATP binding; helicase activity; RNA binding
Source: RefSeq, a predicted model, not a curated record